Messenger RNA from Linum trigynum, 988 nucleotides. Lineage: Eukaryota; Viridiplantae; Streptophyta; Magnoliopsida; Malpighiales; Linaceae. The record is from the annotation of a GenBank genome assembly.
UAGAGCUACUCUCACCACGUACAUGAGCAGCCCUUGCAUGGGCUUCAUGGGCACAAUAAAUGGGCUGCACAAACUGGAACGGAAAUAAAGAAAAGAAGGCCUGAUCAUGGGCCUGUACGAUGCACUAUAGUCCGCUAACACGGCGCGGCCCCCAACACGCUGGCCGAGUACGCGCUGAAGCAGUUCCAGGACCUCGACUUCAUCGACGUGUCGGUCAUCGACGGGUUCAACGUGCCGAUGGAGUUCAGCUCGGCGUCGGGGAACUGCGGGCGCGUGAUAAAGUGCGGAGGGAAUAUUGUGGAGCAGUGCCCCAACGAGCUGAAGGUGCAAGGAGGCUGCAACGGGGCAUGCCCGCAGCUGAAGAGGGAGGAGUUCUGUUGCAAUAACUCGGGUGCGAAUUGUGGGCCCACGCCUCUUUCCAGGUUUUUCAAGGAAAGGUGCCCCGAUGCUUAUAGUUACCCAAAAGAUGACCAGACCAGCACUUUUACCUGUCCUUCGGGGACUGAUUAUAGGGUUAUUUUUUGUCCUUGAAUGGAAUUGGGUAGGUCGAUCGUCCGUGUGCGAGGAAGGACUGAAAGAAAAUAGUUGCAUGUGUACGUACGUGUGCCCUCAAUGUAUCGUCUAAUUUCUAUGGAGUGGUCUACACUCUUGUUAAUAUUAGUAUUAUUAAGCUGGCUCGAUCUCCAUGUUUUCAUUAGAAAACAAUAUCGGAGAAUAUACAUAUAUGCUUAUAAUUAAGGAGCAAUAAGAACCUUCUUUGAUUCCUAUUUUUAUAUGUGGCUGGCUGAGGUUAAUUUUGUUUGUCGUUUAUAAUUAAAGCUUUCAUGGAAUAAAAGAAGAUCGAAUUUAUAGAACGCGCGCGUACGUGUAAAGUAAUUCAAAUAUCAAUUUGAUUUGACUCUAGGGUGUAAACAAAAUGUUGCCCCUAGAGUUUUUUUUAUCAACUUGCAAGAACAUUUGCAAAUUAUAAUAGAAUAGAGAAUUUUAA